AUGCCAGCAUUGGACGCAAUGUCAGCAAUUGGUAGACUGGACCUUGUCAAGUACAUGCAUGACAAUGGUGGUGUUGCCUCCACCAAGGCAAUGGACAUGGCAGACUCACUCGAGAUCGUUGAGUUCCUACAUAAGAAUCGAUCAGAAGGCUGCACGAGACGUGCAAUGGCAUCGGCAUCGGGCAAGGGCAUGCUUCCCGUGGUCGAGUACUUACAUCACAACAAACCGGCAUACGGCAGUCCGAUGUCGAUGGACUUGGCUGCCAGUGGUGGUCAUCUGGAGAUCGUCAAGUUCUUGCACCAACAUCGAACCGAAGGUUGCACACCCGUGGCCAUGGACAUGGCUUCGCGUAAUGGCAUGCUCGACGUCGUCAAGUUCCUUCACGAGAAUAGAACAGAGGGCUGCACAACAAUGGCCAUGGACCAGGCUGCCAAUGCUGGCCACCUCGAGGUAGUUCAAUACCUUCAUCACAAUCGAACAGAGGGCUGUACCAAGGGCAUGGACCCUGCCACAAUGGAUGAGGCUGCGAUCCAAGGCCGACUCGAGGUGGUCAUGUUCCUUCAUCACAAUCGCACGGACUCAUCCUGCACAUCCUUGGCAAUGGAUGGUGCGGCGGCAGGUGGUCACUUUGAUUUGGUCAAGUUCUUACAUUGCAAUCGCACCGAGGGAUGCUCAGAUGUGGCAAUGUCGGCGGCGGCUGCCGAAGGUCACGUGGAACUGGUCCAGUUCCUCCAUCAGAACAGGACAGAGGGCUGCAACAACGAAGCCAUGGACUACGCUGCGGCAAAGGGUAGUCUGGAGACAGUCCGCUUCCUUCAUCAGAACAGGACGGAGGGAUGUACACGCAACGCCAUGGACUGGGCCGCAGCUCAGGGCAACUUGGACAUGGUCAAGUUCUUGCAUCACAGUCGCAAAGAGGGCUGCACUACCGAGGCCUUGGACUUUGCCGCGCAGAAUGGCCAUCUAGAUAUCGUGGAGUUCCUGCAUCUCAAUCGCAAAGAAGGAUGCACGACCAAGGCCAUGGACCUUGCUUCGCGUAAUGGCUUCCUUCACGUCGUACGAUUCCUUCAUCAACACCGCACAGAGGGAUGUACUGUGGAUGCGAUGGACUGUGCAGCAGUCAAUGGCCUGUUACCAAUCGUCAAUUUCCUCCAACACAAUCGUACCGAGGGAUGCUCUGAUGAUAUUAUAGCCAUGGUGGCACAGGCUGGUCUACUGAACGUGGUUCAAUAUCUACAUCUAUAUGGAGAUAAGCCACCCACACCAAUGGCGAUGGACACUGCCGCUCGCUACGGACACAUCAACAUCGUACGUUAUCUUCACGAGAACACUGACGCCGGCUGCACGACCAACGCAAUGGACAGUGCAGCCAUAUUUGAUCACCUCGAGAUAGUCAAGUUCCUGCAUUACAAUCGCACUGAAGGUUGCACCAAGGAUGCAUUAUCAUGGGCGGCGGCCAAUGGAAAUCUAGAGGUGGUCAAAUUCCUCGUCAACAAUCGAACAGAGGGCGAUACUCUCGCUGCCAGUCUUCGCGCUGGAUUCAGAGGGCACAUCGACAUCCUACGAUUCCUCCUUGAGUACAACACCAAGAAAAGAAAGAGAUCGUCUCCAUUUGAAGAUUCAGAUGAUGAUGGUGAUGGAGAGCAAUCAAUAAAGGCAUCCAAGUCCUGA
This is a messenger RNA of Acytostelium subglobosum LB1, 1671 nucleotides long. RefSeq lists its product as hypothetical. Gene Ontology annotation, molecular function: protein binding. Bases 1 to 1671 code for a protein of 556 amino acids. The transcript is spliced from 2 exons. The record is from RefSeq and is a predicted model, not a curated record. Lineage: Eukaryota; Evosea; Eumycetozoa; Acytosteliales; Acytosteliaceae.